CUCAGAUAUGCAGAUGACACCACCCUUAUGGACACCCUGCACCUGAAGAAGUGCGUCAACCAGGGCCUGUUCAACCUGCACCAGCUGGCCACUGAGAGCAGUGAUGCCCACCUGUGCUCCUUCCUGGGGACAAGCAACCUGGACCAGCAGGUCAAGUUCAUCAAGGAGCUGGGGGACCAUGUCAGCAACCUGAGCAACGUGGGGUCCCUGGAAGGCGGCCUGGCAGAGUACGUCUUUGACAAGCUCAUCCUGGGUGAUGGUAACAAGGAGGACUGA
Bubalus bubalis (water buffalo) is the source of this 276-nucleotide messenger RNA. RefSeq names its product ferritin heavy chain-like. The record is from RefSeq and is a predicted model, not a curated record. The transcript has a single exon. Gene Ontology annotation, cellular component: cytoplasm. Bases 28 to 276 code for a protein of 82 amino acids. Lineage: Eukaryota; Metazoa; Chordata; Mammalia; Artiodactyla; Bovidae. Gene Ontology annotation, biological process: iron ion transport; intracellular iron ion homeostasis. Gene Ontology annotation, molecular function: ferrous iron binding; ferric iron binding.